This is a messenger RNA of Canis lupus familiaris (dog), 5912 nucleotides long. RefSeq names its product chromosome 34 C3orf70 homolog (gene C34H3orf70). Lineage: Eukaryota; Metazoa; Chordata; Mammalia; Carnivora; Canidae. The record is from RefSeq and is a predicted model, not a curated record. The transcript has 2 exons. The coding region runs from base 132 to 884 and encodes 250 amino acids.
GCACCGCCGCCGCGCGCGCUGGCGUGACUCCCGGCCCGCGCCCUCCCACGUCCGCAGCCGGCUCGGCUUCCUGCCCGCCCAGACGCCGCUUCUCCCGGGCUCCCGGCCUGGGCUCCGCGGAGGGAGCGGAAAUGAGUGCGGCGUCGGCGUCGGCGCCCGAGCGGGGUUGGAAGAGCGAGAAAGUGGACGAGGCUCAGGCCCUCGCGCGGAGUUGCGCUGCCCGCAGACCCGACUUCCAGCCGUGCGACGGUCUUUCCAUCUGUGCCACGCACAGCCAUGGCAAGUGCUUCAAGCUGCACUGGUGCUGUCACCUAGGAUGGUGUCACUGUAAAUAUGUGUAUCAGCCUAUGACCCCUGUGGAGCAGCUUCCAAGCACUGAGAUUCCUGCAAAGCCUCGAGAACCCACAAACACCAUUCAGAUCUCAGUGUCACUCACUGAACACUUUUUGAAAUUUGCAUCUGUCUUCCAGCCACCCCUACCCCCUGACUCACCAAGGUACUGUAUGAUCUCAGACCUCUUUAUCGACAACUAUCAGGUUAAAUGUAUUAAUGGGAAGAUGUGUUAUGUGCAGAAGCAGCCAACGCCGCAUUCCCACAAAAUGAGCCCUGAGGAGGUCUCUGCACACGAUGCCUUAAUUUCAAGAGAGAGCAAUACACCAAAAAUAGAUCACUGCUCUUCUCCCUCGAGUUCUGAGGACUCCGGGAUCAAUGCGAUCGGGGCUCACUAUGUGGAAUCGUGUGAUGAGGACACGGAAGAAGGAGCAGAACUGAGUUCAGAGGAAGAUUACAGUCCAGAGAGCAGCUGGGAGCCGGAUGAGUGCACCCUUCUCUCCCCCUCGCAGUCUGAUCUGGAAGUGAUUGAGACAAUAGAAACCACCGUGUGAGAGUCGAAGCAGGAAGCCAUGGCCUCUGAUCCAUGCUGAGCUUUUGUACUUUUGCCUGAUGGAUCCUUUUUCCAAUGCAGUUGGUAUUUUCUACCCCUAACAACCAUCUGCUGAUUAGCAUCACUCUUACAUUAGUCUUAUAACUGAAACAUUCUUUUUCUUAUAAAUGGUUUUCUUUUGUAUCUCGACUUAUUUUCUAUGUAGCAUCUGGUGUCAUGAAUUGUGACCCAGCCUUAAUUUCACGGGGAACUUCGAAAGCAAUGACGUGAUGAUGGCAGAGUAUCAUGGAUCAGGUUGAGGAGCUACCCGGAGUGAAGGAGGCAGUGAAGGAGCCAGUUCUUCACACACACACACACACACACACACACACACAGCCCUCUAGGCCUUCCUCUUGCGUGCUGACAGGGAUCCUUCCCCUGCUAGGGUCAUAUGGGAAUCAGCUCAUGAGAGGGGAACAGAGAGGGCACCAGUAGGUGCCAUUCUGUCCCUUUUCCCUUCUUCCCACCACCUGCAUGGGUCUGGGCCACUGUUGCCUCGGCUUACUUUUGGAGGUUCCCGAAGACCCCGUUCAACGCCUAGUUAUGGCCAGUGGUCGCAUACUGUGCAUGAUCUGGGGUGGAGCUAGACCUUCACUGAAGAAGAGCUGACAGCUGCAGUUUCAUGUUCAGUCCAGCUUUAGCUGAGUGCUCCACUCUGCAGGGUGCAGCAUGGGCAUGCAGACUGAAUGAGCCCUGACUCCUGACAGGAGGGGGUCCACGGUCCAACAGAGGACUGGGCCAACGCAUGCAGGUCACGGGAUCCAGAGUGCUCUGGGAACCCAGGGCAAGGAGAGAGAGAUUAGGCUUGCCCUGGAGAAUGUGUUGCAGCAUUCAAGCUAGCCUCUUGGGUGGGUUCCUCAGCAUUUCCCUGUUUUCUUAGUUGUUCUUCAAAUCUGGGGAAAACUUUUAGGAAGUUAUAUAGGUAUUAUAUUUAGGAGGCAGCCACAUCUGACGUCUUAAGAAAAAAAAAUCAAUAAUAGUUUUAGUUAGCAUGGAAAUGCUAAAGACAGCAGUCCUUUAGGGAUUAGGAAUGAAUCUAAUAGGUUUGAUUAAUUCUGCUUCGUUUGGUUGUAUGAAGCAUUAGAAUGGCUUAGGUGAGAAAAUGGAAUAGAAUUCAGUAUGAUGCAUGGAUUUUUUAAUGCAAAUGCAAAAGCAGUUGAAAUAGUGUGCUGCUAAGUCAGGAGAAAAUAUUUUGUGUAAUAUUCACUUUACUACAGUAAUAGUCAUAGUCUGUUGUACAUGUUCUCUUUUCUCUCACAAAAUAGUGAAUAACACUUUCUUAUUUAGCUCUCUUCAGAAUUCUCCUAAUUUGCAUUUAUAUAAGGUGUUUUUGUGUGAGUUGCUUAUCUGCCAUUUCUCCAAAUCUGCCUUCUGUGAGGCGUAGUUAAGAAUCCAGGAAGUUUAAAAUAUGGCCCUAAUGAAACUAGAACUAUCAAAGGUGGGGAUAGAGAAAUAUUUCUUAUAUCUUAACCAUGAGCGUGCUCUUGUGGCAUUAUCUCAUGCUCUGUCCUCAUUUUUGCACAUUUCUUCUUUGUCACGUUAGUUUGUAUUUUAAGAAAUAAGAAGAGGCCCAUUGUGUUCUUGCCUGAAGCCUCCAUUUGGCAUCCUUCACAAAUCACUGUAGGCAGAGUCUGCUUUCUUAGUUGUAUCUGUAGUUCUAAAGUGAUUUCUAAGCGCUCCGUUAGGUUUAGGUGCCCAAAACAUCCCUAGGGUUUAGAAAGCAGAGGAUGCAUAUUCCUUUGAAAACAGUGUUAGUUAAAACUUCCUAUGCUAGAUGAGAAUGCAGCAUAAAGUUCCUGCUACCAAAACUUAGAGUCAACUAGUCUAACCAGGAAGGUGGUGAGAGGGGCUCCAGAACAGCAGGGUACAGGAAAGGGCAGGUGGAGGCAGGGGUGGGGAGAGGGGCUUCCCUGGCCCAGAUGGCUGGGGGAUAGACAUCUGAUGGGCCUGCCCGAGUCCUCAGUGCCUCCCAUGGUGGAGAAGCCAGCUGAAGGGGAGGGCAUGAAGCCCAAUCCUUUGAGCCGAGCAGUGUAGCCAGCCGCUGUGUACUCAGGGUUGUAGCAGCAACAUCAGGUUGUGUGUACCUGCCCUGGGGGGGAGCUAACUGAAGCCCCCCGGGGGGCCAGAUGGAAGGUAUUCUUUCUCUACACCUUUCCUAUCAGUUCGAAACUCUGGGCGCACAUUCCCCUUCAUUAAACUGAUUGGAGUCAACCACCAGGUCUCCAAAGCCAUGGAAAUAUGUGGUCACAGGGCUGUGACCUGAAGCUGGCUGUGUCAGGGCCAGAGCCUUUAUCAGUAACAUCUAUGACUUUGGCCUAGGUUCCUCUUUUUUAAACUCCUGAACUGCCAGUCAGAUUACCCAUGAUUUUAAUGGAAUUUUUGGAUUUAAUAAUGGUUGAUAAUCACUUUAAAUAUUUGCACAAUCUCUUUGUAAUUAAAACUCACUAAGCUUCACUUGCUACUAUUUUAUAGAAUUGGAGAUAUUCCAUUGGAUUCUAAAUAUCAGAUGCUCCUGGAUCUAAAAAUAGCCUUUUCUAAACAAGCACAAGCAAGAAUUUCUUUGUCCUGGCACUGUUAAUAAUUCUCUGAAAAUCAUAUAUAUGAUUGAACCAGAAUUGUUUCUUUUUGCUUGCAUUCCAAAAACAACUGAUAAGGAUAUAAAAAUGUAUAUUUACAACUUAAAUUCUAGGCCUAUCUGUUAUAUAUUAUAUAAAGGAAUUUCUCUGUAAACCUGAUAUUAUAUUGCUCAUUUGUAUAAGCAUAUUUAUAGGCACUUUAGAAAAUGUUUAGACUGCGAUGUGUAUUAUAGACCUCAAACACAGUCAUGUUAAGUAGUGUUUUGGUUAAUACUUAUACAUGAAAACUUUAUAGUGUGAGUUUGCUCACUGAGAGCAAAGAGUUGGGUUGUGUGGAUGGAGAAACUGCUUUUGGGGGUUUUGAUGUAAACCUGGCACACCAUUCCCACUACCUGAAAGUUGGUGUAAAGGCUGUUAGGUGGAAGAUGCAAAGUAAGUCCUGUAUGGAAUUUAGCUUUCUUAUCAAACCAAUAUUUAUUUUAGAAUUUUGAAGUUUCAAAUAUGCUCAUAACUUUUAUGAGAAAAGACAAAACAAUUAAAAUGCUUUUGUGGUUAAAACUAUUUGGUACAUUAACAAAUAUGGCUUUACAGUCAAAUUAGGUAUUUUUUUACCUUGUAAUUUUUAAGAAUUGAAGAAUUUGAGGAAAACCCUGGAGAAAAAUCAGUUGUUUUCCUAGAAGAGGAAGACAUGUACUUCAAGGUAAUACAAAACCAAAACAAAUGAAACCACCUAAACCAAAACAAAACCAUGAAGUGGUUGUCCUGAAGUAGCUUUUGGAUUUGAUCUAGGAUUUGAUACUGUUUUAGGACUGGUGGUUUUAUUUUUAUUUUUUAUUUUUUUUAUUUUUUUUUUUUAUUUUUUUUGGUGGUUUUAUUUUUUAACCUCCACUUCCUGGCCUAUUUGAAACCAUUCUCUUGGGAUUAAUCAUAACAAACUCCUUUUAUACAAAUUUCUCUAUUUGGGUAACAGGACACCACCUAUUUUAGAAAGCUGUCAAAAUACCCAGAUAUGUUUGGCGCUAUAAAUACGCCAGGCAAGGAAAAAAAAGCACAAGUUAAACUAAUAUUUAUACGUCAGCUCUUGAUUUCUUUUCCAUCUUGAUUGCAAAGUUGUAUUGACAUGUUUUGGCUUUUUACAGGUGGGAAAUAUUUUAACGGUUUUCUGUCCUACUCCCAUCUCCAGACAGGAGGUGGGAGCCAGAGCUGAGGAGGCCAGUUGCAUUUUAGGCUUUUUGGUAAAUAAUAUGUGCCUCUUGCCACUGGGGAGAAGGCAGAGGGAAAGAAGUAGGAGUUCUACUGGCUCUAUUGUUGCUUUGAAUUCCAGGGAUGUCAGUAUUUCUCACCUCCAAACAGAAGUAUAAGGGCACUUCUCAGAAUUAAUUUUGGAACUAUUUACCUUUUAAAAAUGUUAUGUCACUGCUCCCUUUCAUUACUCUGGGGCAUGGAGAGUUGACUGUACUGCGUGUGAAAGGGCCAUGCUUCUGUUAGUGCUUUGAGUUCUUUGGGUUCUGUUUAGACUGAAGCAGUGCUCUUAGUAUGAACAGGUUCUGAAAGCAAAUCAUCACUAGAGGCUUUAAUACUGAGCUUCCAUAUCAUUGUGUCCACAUUCACUUUUUAAGGCUGUUCAUACCUUGCAAUAUCCAGUUACUGUGCUAUGCUAGUUUUUGCACCUGUCUGCUUUAAAGUUUUAAGCACAAUGUUGACCCUUCUGUAAUUUCCUAAAAUUAUAUUGUUUUCCUACAGACAGCUCAACUUUCCUUUGUGUAGAAUACUUUAGGAAAAUACUUACUUGUAAAAUAAAUGUAAUUUUUUCUUUUGUACCAGCACAAAUCUGAUAUUUUGGAGUUUGGAAUAUUCUCUCCCCCUGCUUUCUUCCUCGGGGAGCUUCCUUCUGGUUUAAGUAACACAUUGUGAACUAAACAAAACAAAAACCAAAACCCGCACUUGUGAAAUGUGAAACACGUAUUGAGUGCUUGCUUUGUGCCAGGAAAUACGCAGUUUACAUCAUUAUUACACUUAGACUUUACAACAACUAUGAAGCGCAGGUGAGUAUUAUGACCCAUGUUGGUCAUACGGUCAACUGCUCACAACAACUCCCAGAACACUUUGUAACAAGAACUUUUUUGUUGUCUACAUCAUUUUAUACUAAUAAAACUUAGAUUCCCCUACAGUCUUUUAGUUCAGCAAAGCCACAGCUUUGUAUUUGGUUUACACAGGCCAUGUGAGACAGUUCUAACCACAGGUCCUUGGGGGUGCAGUCGCUUCAUCACCAAGGCACAGGGUCCAGACCUCAGCGUGGCAAAUCCAGAGGCUCGAUUCUUUAAUUCACACCUAAAAAAGAGCAGCUCCUGGGGUUGGAUUUCAUUGAAUAACCUUCCUAGAGACUGCUGAAUAAAUUGACAUGUCAGUAUUAA